Molecule: messenger RNA, 918 nt
Organism: Penicillium subrubescens
Lineage: Eukaryota; Fungi; Ascomycota; Eurotiomycetes; Eurotiales; Aspergillaceae
Product: Helicase C-terminal
Exons: 2
Coding region: 1-918 (305 amino acids)
Source: RefSeq, a predicted model, not a curated record
AUGGUGUGUGUGGCACUCCUCCAACGGUACUCGGUGAUUGGUCUUACCGGCACCCUCAUGUGGAAUCGGAUCCUCGAUCUAUAUGGCUACUUCAAUCUUCUUGGCGGUCACCUCGAGGCAGACAAGGAAGAAGGAGCCCCCCUCACUCCCACGCCCGACCUGUCAUAUCAAGAAUACCUCUGUAGAGAGGAAGAGUGGGACUUUCCGCGCCCUCUACAAGGCAUGGUCGGAAAUGCGGAUCCUCCCCGAGGACUUCGCCAAGGUGCUACAUACCUUGGAGACCGAAUCGUCGGGCUUGAUGGUGAGGAGAUCAUUAUCGGCGCAGAGAUUCCGCCUAUCAAGGUAAUGACCGUUAAGGUCCGUUAUGGGCUAUUGGAUCAGCUUGAACAUAACGCCCGUUAUUUCAGGUUGAUCCAAGCACUUUCGUCAAGUGGAGAAGAAGAUGACGGAGCCAACAACGACUUGGACAAGACUGCCGGCCGCCAGAAUAUCGGAGUCAUGCGCCAACUCGCAUUGUUGGGUUCAACCCACUUCUGGAUAACUUCCUACAAGGGGUCGACAGCCCGGAUUCUAUCAGGAACCUUCUACGAUUUUCACUCUUUUAUUCAAUUCUCUCUUCCCACUUCCCACUUUCCUCCUUCCAUCCAACCUCAAGUUCAGAAGAGACAAAAUCCUCUUGAUUUUGGAAAUGUCUUCGCCAGAUGGCAUGCCCUCCCCGAAGGCUACGAACCCAGCAAUCCCCUCACUCCAGAAGAUUCGCGAGCAACCAUGAGCAACAAGUCUUCGCUGGGGGCAAUUAACCGAGAGAUGCCGUCUAGUCCCGCGACACGCAGAAGAUCUAAUCUGCUUGAGCGAACCAAGCUAUCGCAUGGAAACUUAGCUCAGAUUGAUCAAUGGCUAAUGCCUUAUAAUGUCUGA